Cannabis sativa is the source of this 943-nucleotide messenger RNA. Its product is annotated as receptor homology region, transmembrane domain- and RING domain-containing protein 2. The transcript has a single exon. The record is from RefSeq and is a predicted model, not a curated record. NCBI's taxonomy places the organism in Eukaryota, Viridiplantae, Streptophyta, Magnoliopsida, Rosales, Cannabaceae. Bases 29 to 646 code for a protein of 205 amino acids.
AAGUUCAACUAAUCAAUUGCUAAAAUAGAUGCUUUCACCUAAAAAAAAUCCAAUAUAUAUAAAUAGUAAUAUAUCUUAUGUACUAUUUUUUAUAAUUAAAUAUUAUUAUUUAGUUUCGUUACCUUUCUAUGCCAUGGCUGCUGUCUCCAAAUUCUUCUCCAAUCUAUACACCAUGUCCUUGGUCUUCUUCACCCUCUUCCUCCUCGAAAUCCUAACUCUAAUACGCUCUCUCAUCGGCUGGAAGACAAGCCCCGAUAAGCGUGUGAUUACCACCGCCCAGUACCUCAAACUAAUCGAAGAGAGAAAUCCCACGACUUGCUUCAGCAGAAAUUUUUACCAAGCUGGGUCGCCACCGCCGGCGCCGGACUUGGUUGUGGAAUGCAGAGUUUGCCUGUCGGAAUUCGAAGAUGGGGAGAAGAUUAGGAAGCUGCAAUGCGACCAUGUAUUCCAUAAGGAGUGCUUGGACACGUGGCUUCAGCAGUUCUGCGCCACGUGUCCCCUUUGCAGGACUAAGGUAUUGCCGGACGAAGUCGUUGCGAGCUACCGGCGAAUGCGUAAUCAGGUCGAGUACGAUGGGAACGAUGAGGAGCUGAUUUUCUUGUUGUCUGCAUUACAUGGUAAUAGUUUUCACAGAUUAUAUUUUUGAUUUAAUCCUCAGAUUAGUUUUCAAUAUAUAUAUAAAUAAUUUUGCUUCUCUAAAUCUUUUUCUUUUGUUCAAAAAAAAAAAAAAAAAAAAACCCUUUUAGUCUUUGUAAUAACUUUUCUUUAAAUUAUUCAGGGCUUCCAUUAUUCAAUUUGAUGAAAUAUUGGAGGAAUUUUUGUAUAGUUUUCCUGUGUAAGGGCAUGUAACUUUUUUUGUCUAUAUAUAAUUAAUUGAAGAAAAUUAUUAAUGUUUAAUUUAGGUAAACUAAUUGAUUAGGCGUAUAUAUGAAGGUUCAGUUAC